Messenger RNA from Brassica napus (rape), 528 nucleotides. RefSeq lists its product as uncharacterized. NCBI's taxonomy places the organism in Eukaryota, Viridiplantae, Streptophyta, Magnoliopsida, Brassicales, Brassicaceae. The record is from RefSeq and is a predicted model, not a curated record. The transcript is spliced from 4 exons. Bases 1 to 528 code for a protein of 175 amino acids. Gene Ontology annotation, cellular component: membrane.
AUGGAACCUAAAGGCAACCCUAACGUCCCCGGCGACCGCAAGAUCAACAAAAAGACCGCCACCUCCUCCGCGACUGUGAAACCAAACUGCAAGUCCCCUACCUCUUCUCCGAUUAUUUCAUCUGCCCUUUUGAUGAAAUCAAAAGCCGAAACCGCUCUCAUUCAUGAAGAGCAGGGGUCGUAUAGACCUCUCAUUCAUGCCGAAAACCCGAAUGUGUUUAAAGCUUCUAACGGACAUGAGAGAUACAAUAGGUCUACUCGCUUCUACAUUGGGUUACAUUCUUCAGAUUCUUUUUCAAGAGCUGUAUUGCUUACAGAUGGUGUGUUUUGGUUCAUCAUCUACCCUUUUCUCACUUCCAAAGAAUUCAAUCUAGAUUUUUUCAUUGUAAUAAAGCAUUCAGUCAACGCUGUUUUCCUCCUCGGUGAAACAUUCUUGAACUCUUUGGUAUGCCGCUGUUGGGUUGAUGCACGUACCAUGCUUUGGAGUCUUUGCUUUGAUCGUGAAAUUGAAGUACAUGUGGUUCUCUAA